AAUUUACGAAAUGCAGAACGAAGGAAAAGCUGCAAUAUCAUUCUGCAAAUUUCAAGACACAGAAGAAGUUUGUUGUUCUAAACUAGCUGUUGGAGGGCGAGGGUACUCUUCAGAUCUAGAGCCCAUCACCACCUGUCUACUGUAGGAAUUUCCCGCUCUGUUUUUCCUUUGUCGCUGGCGGAAAGCAAGAAUGGCAGCCUCCACCAACCUACCUUGGGUGGAGAAGUACCGUCCUAAAAAGCUUGAUGAUCUCAUUGCUCACGGUGACAUCAUCGCCACUAUUCGUCGUUUUAUGGAGGAGGAUCGUUUGCCACAUUUGCUGCUCUACGGGCCACCGGGUACAGGCAAGACGUCCACCAUUCUAGCGUGCGCUCGCCAGUUAUAUUCAGAGAAGCAGUUUACAUCCAUGGUGCUUGAAUUGAAUGCGUCAGAUGACCGUGGUAUUGGUGUGGUCCGUGGACAGAUUCUCAACUUUGCCAGUACACAGUCCAUUUUCAGCUCCGGUUUCAAACUGGUCAUUCUGGAUGAAGCGGACGCCAUGACUAACGAUGCACAGAACGCCUUGCGAAGAAUUAUCGAGCGGUACACGGAGAAGACACGCUUCUGCCUGGUGUGCAAUUACCUGACGAACAUCAUUCCGGCGCUGCAGUCCCGAUGUACUCGCUUCCGCUUUGGCCCGCUCGCACCGGACCAGAUGGUCUCCCGCUUGGAGUACGUCAUUGGUCAAGAAAGUAUUCGAAUGGCCGAGGAUGGACUGCCUGCAGUCAUGACCUUGGCUGCUGGUGACAUGAGAAAGUCUCUCAACAUUCUGCAGAGCACCUCACUGGCGUUCGAUGUCGUCUCGGAGGACAACGUCUACACAUGCGUCGGUCACCCGCUGCGAGUGGACAUUGUCAACAUUGUCACGUGGAUGCUGAACGAACCCUUCAGCACUGCCUACAGAAAUAUCAUGGAACUGAAGACGCUGAAGGGCCUGGCAUUGCAGGAUAUCCUGCUAGAGAUCCAUGCUUACGUGCAUCGCAUUGAUUUCCCGCAGAACGUUCGAAUUCACCUGCUCUCCAAGAUGGCGGACAUCGAGCACCAGCUAGCAAGCGGUACAUCCGAGCAGCUACAGCUUAGCUCACUGCUCGGUGCAUUCCAGGUCAGCCGUGACCUGGUGGCAGCUGCUGCAACGUAGGUACUAUCCUCACAACCAUGUGUGUAUCUCAUCGGUCAGUACUUAUGCCUGUCUGAACUGUGUUCCGAAACGAAGGCUUUAUGUCAUUCAUACCCUGAUGGGCUGACACCUCAAGUAACUGACUGGUUCUGGCUUUUCGCAGCUGUGGAAAUGGCAGCUGGGAUCACCGGGUGUCGCAGCAUUGAGACAAAGCUGCGUGCGACAACUGCUGCUAUCAGACGCCACAUGGCCAGAAGUUCCCCGUUGCAUUGGUGUCUUUGCUUUGUGAGAUCGGCGCGAGCAGUUGUGGACGAUCGCCGUUGUCUCUUUCUCUGCUCUUGUUCGUGGCUGCUAGCCCAGAGCCUUGGUAGUACUGUAGAGUGCAACUGUGAAAGAUGACACUGCAGGUCCUCUCUACACUGUUAGCUACUACUGCCUUGUACAUUGUCACGGCAUGAAGUGGUGUUGGCAUGGCACCGGUGGUAUGACAUCAUUCCACUCUGAGUGACGUCAUGAUGAUGUCAUGCGUGACAGUGUCCCGGAAGUGAACUAGCAAAGCCAGUGCUGACGUCACUCUUGAGUUCCUUUCUUCUUUUUUUCGCUGACCCGCUGACGUUCUGUCUUUCUGAUCAGUGGCUGGCGUAGUUGUUAGCGUUGGCUGCUUCUUCAGUGCCUAUUUCCAUGUGUGUGUGCGUGUGCGUGUGUGUGUUUUAGUACUGGUGCUGGGCACUUCAGACUUUUCUAUUCCUAUAACGUUGGGCAUGAGAAGAUGUUUUUUUACGAUUUACAAAUCACUAUCCAGGAAAAUGUUGCAUGCUGUAGUACGUUGAUUAGUUUGCUAUAAGCACAACCAUGAAAGGACCUCUCGAAACCGAAAUAUUGUGCUUUUUUAGAGCUUGAUCA
Sycon ciliatum is the source of this 2059-nucleotide messenger RNA. Its product is annotated as replication factor C subunit 5-like. Gene Ontology annotation, molecular function: ATP binding; DNA clamp loader activity; DNA binding. Bases 191 to 1177 code for a protein of 328 amino acids. Lineage: Eukaryota; Metazoa; Porifera; Calcarea; Leucosolenida; Sycettidae. Gene Ontology annotation, cellular component: DNA replication factor C complex; nucleus. Gene Ontology annotation, biological process: DNA repair; DNA-templated DNA replication. The transcript has 11 exons. The record is from RefSeq and is a predicted model, not a curated record.